AUGGCAAUUGCAGCAGGCAGCGGGCACCAAGCCAGGGUGGCGCGAGACUUGCGCCCUCAGAGGGAGACGCGCGGUGGCCUGACCAAGGAAGUUCUGCAGGAUGCAGGAGACGCGGAAGCUGAAGAACAUGAGGAUCUCCCGCCCAUGAGCCUUUCCCUGACCUCCCCCCAGUACGAAGCUUUCCGCAAGGAGUGCCUGACGCGCCGGCCCUAUGACCCUGCAGACCGCAGGCUGGGCACGGCCCUGGACUCCCUCGACCCCUGGAGCCGCACCCACUACAUCCACGACCCUGCCCUCAAGCCCAAGUUCUGGCGGAGAGCGGAGCAAUACAAGAAGGGUCACAUCAUCGGGUCCUACGUCUGCCUCGCAAACCGCCGCGUCCCGGCCGGCAAGAACAAGCUGAAGAGCAUGGCCAAGGUGGACAAGGUCAUCGUGGCCUUGGACCGCCACCACUGGCGCAUGCAGAACAAGCAGCAGAUGGAUCGGUGCCUUGCCUGGAUUGAGGAGCUCAAUGUGCUGGAGGAGAUCAUUGGCGCCGCAGCGGACGACUCUGACUCGUCCAUCAACGUCAAGGAGCUCGCCGACUUCUACAAGGCGUACAAGGCCAUCGCCAAGGCCGCCGACGACACCACCCAGUCGCAGCCCGCCGUUGUGCAGAACGCGACGGCUGCCAUUAACCCCCAGGCCGCGGCCCAAGAAACCGCAGCCUCUGACGGUGAGGGGCAGGAGGCGAACACCCAGGACAACACCGCCCCGGACAACGCCUCCCCAGACCUGUCAGGCGCGGGCGCGGACCCCGCAGAUGACGCCGCCGAGGACCAGACUGCGGGCCUCAACGACUCGCCCACCGGCCCCCGGCAGCGCUCAACCUCUCCCGUCCUUCCUAACCCCGCGCAGAACCUGGCCGCAGACACGGCCCCUGCGCAGGCAUCCCUUUCCCCGGCUGCACAGGCUCUGGCCCACGAGGCCUCUGUGCAGCUACAGGACAACCAGACCCCCGACCUGCACGCCCCUGCACCAGGCGCGCAGCCCGUCCUCGUUACGCAGACCCCGGCCACACCAGCCCCUGCGCAGAACCAGGACCAGCCAGUGGUCACCACGACGCCGCCGGCACAGGCCCGCACCACUUCCGUGCAGCCUGCUUCCCAGGCCCUUGCGAAUCAGCCCCCUAACCAGGCUGAUCCCGCAGAGCCUCGGGCCAUCCUUCCGCCGCGCCGGCCGGGACCUGACACCCGCAUGCGGCCGCAAGACACGGCAGCCACCACGGAGCUGCCCAAGAGGAAGAAGAAGAACCGCCCCGACCCAGGACCUGACACCCUGAGAGGGCCCUGGCAGCCGGCACCCGCGGUUCCCUCGCCACUUUGCGAGGCUUUUCCGCAGCCUGCGCCUACACCAUUGCGCAGGGAGCGCAAGCGGGACCAGGCUCAGCCGCCGCACGCGCCCCAGAAGCAGUCCCCUCCGCCGGUCACCGCCGCGGAGGCGAUGAACGAGCGCCGGAAGCGCAAGAACGCGCGCCGCCACCAGCGCCUCACCACCGAGGACGCAAGGGGAUCCCUCCCCCGCAAGAAGUCGAAGAGCGGACAUUCUGUCCGGACUCCGCCAGGACCUGACCCGGCUGCGCAAGCAGCCAGAGAAGGGCGGACAGGACGUCCGCCAGACCCUGAAGAAGCUGCGGCGACCUGGACCUGCGAAGACUACCGAGCUGGCCGCCAUGGACCCCGACGAGGGCCCUGUCGCCCGCCUGCCGCCGGCGCCCGCGGCCCCAGAGAAGUCCGCCAGCGACGGCAACGGCAGUGA
Klebsormidium nitens is the source of this 1797-nucleotide messenger RNA. The record is from the annotation of a GenBank genome assembly. NCBI's taxonomy places the organism in Eukaryota, Viridiplantae, Streptophyta, Klebsormidiophyceae, Klebsormidiales, Klebsormidiaceae.